ACACACACACACACACACACACACACACACUGAAGACGAGCAGAAAUGGCUGCUCGUGUUGGUGUGUGUGUCUUCUUCACACUCCUGUCAGUUCAGUGUGAACCAGCUCGGUGCACGGAGGUGGAUGUGUGCACACCUGUUCUCCUGGAUCACAACAAACAUCAGCAGGAACGUGUUUUUAAAGUCAGCGCGUUCAGACAGGACUUCUUCCUGCACCUCACACCGGACUCUGGGUUCCUGGCAGCGGGCAGCAUCCCUCCGGAGGACUCCAGCGCCCUGAGGAGAUGCUUCUACUCCGGGACGGUGAACUCCGAGCCGGGCUCGUUCGCUGCGCUCAGCUUGUGCAGAGGUCUGCAGGGGUGGUUCUCCUACGAGGGCACGGAGUAUUUCAUCAGUCUGAGUCCUGAGGAGGCUGCAGCUGCUGAGGAAAGUGGAAACUUCUUGGACCGGACGCACAUGAUCCACCGCCGGAGCCGCGCUCUGCAGCGUCAGGGGGCCAACUCCAGCAGCAGGUGUGGGGUUCCUCUUGACUCCCCCCUCAGCUUCUCUCUGGACAAAUACAAGCACCUGAACAUGAUGGGGGGUCUGACCGAAGCCGUGUUGAAGAGCUUGGGGAGGUCCAAACGGUUCGCUUCUGUACCCAGGUUCUUGGAGGUUCUGGUGGUGGCAGAUGAGUCCAUGUCCAGGUUUCAUGGAGACGACCUAAAGCACUACCUGUUGACCCUGAUGUCAGUGGCAGCGAAGCUUUACAAACACCCCAGCAUUAUGAACUCCAUCAGCAUCGUGGUGGUGGGCUUCAUGGUGAUCGAUGAGGCCAACAAGGGUCCGAAGGUGUCCAGGAACGCUGCACUGAGUCUGCGCAACUUCUGCUCCUGGCAGAAGAAGUUAAACAAACCCAGCGACAAGCAUCCUGGGUACUGGGACACCGCCAUUCUCUUCACCAAACAGGAUCUGUGUGGGGCCACGACCUGUGACACACUGGGGAUGGCAGAUGUUGGGACCGUGUGUGACCCAAAGAGAAGCUGCUCUGUUAUUGAAGAUGAUGGUUUACCCUCUGCUUUUACAGCUGCUCAUGAACUUGGUCACAUCUUUAGCAUGCCCCACGACAAUGUGAAGGCAUGUGAGGAGGUGUUUGGGAAACUAAAGGACAACCAUAUGAUGUCACCGACACUGAUUCAGGUCGACAGGAGCCAGCCCUGGUCUGUGUGCAGUGCAGCUAUCAUCACAGAGUUCCUGGACAGAGGUCAUGGAGACUGUUUGUUGGACCAGCCUCAGACCCAGCUGUCUCUCCAUGAGGACCUGCCUGGCUCCAGCUACAGCCUGCACCGUCAGUGUGAGCUGGCCUUCGGACCAGGCUCCAGGCCCUGCCCUUACAUGCAGCCCUGUUUAAAGCUGUGGUGCACCGGGAAGGCACGGGGACAACUUGUGUGCCAAACUCGUCACUUUCCCUGGGCAGACGGCACGAGCUGUGGCAACGCCAAGGUCUGCUACAGAAGCACCUGUGUUGAUAAGAACAGCACCAUGCACAUCAAGGGAAGAGUUUCAGAGAGGAACAGUGUGAGGCAUUUAAUGGCCUAAACCUGAACACCAACAGGCUCGGUACCACCGUGGUUUGGGUUCCGAAAUAUUCAGGCAUUUCUCUCAAGGAUAAGUGCAAGCUCAUCUGCCGGGCCAACGGAACCGGAUAUUUCUAUGUUCUGGCUCCAAAGGUUGUGGAUGGGACGCCCUGCUCCCCUGACACCUCAGCUCUGUGUGUUCAAGGAAAAUGUAUUAAGGCAGGCUGUGAUGGCAAGCUGGGGUCUAACAAGAAGUUUGACAAGUGUGGUGUGUGUGGCGGGGACAACCAUGGCUGUAAAAAGGUUUCAGGAAUGUUCACAAAGCCUGUGAAUGGUUACAACUUUAUCGUGACGGUGCCCGUUGGAGCCGCCAACAUUGACAUCCGUCAGCGAGGCUACCGGGGAAUGAUCGGUGACGAGAACUACCUGGCUGUGAAGGAUCGACACGGCAGGUACCUCCUGAACGGCGACUAUGUGGUGUCGGCCGCAGAGCGGGACAUGCUGGUGAAGGGCAGCCUGCUGCGCUACAGCGGCACGUCCACGUCUGUGGAGACUCUUCAAGCCAUCAGACCCUUGCAGGAGCCCCUGACUGUGGAGGUGCUCUCUGUGGGAAAGAUGACUCCUCCAAGAGUGCGCUACUCCUUCUAUGUAUUGAAGGAAAGCAAAGAAGAAAAGACUCUUUGGAAAGAGGAGAAAAGUCACAAAAUGCAAAACAGCAUCUUGGUUGACGGUAAAAAUACAAAAACUAAGAAGGACUUGAAGGUUAAGAAACCUGAUAGUCACUGGCUAACAAGAGGAUGGGAGGCAUGCACGGUAACCUGUGGUCAUGGAUCACAAAGAAGAUGGGUGCAAUGCCAGAGUGUGGAAGGACAUCCUGCUACAGACUGUGACAACAGCCAAAGGCCUGUAGCUGUAAGACCGUGUGGGGAUCCAUGUCCAUUAUGGGAUGUGGGAACAUGGUCCAGUUGUUCCAAGUCCUGUGGACGGGGAUUUAAAAGGCGGCCGGUGCACUGCAUGACUGACAAUGGUCUUAAUCUUCCUAGAGAGCACUGUUCUGGAAAAAGGAAGCCUCAGGAGCUGGACCUUUGCAACCUGAAGUCUUGCUAGAGCAGAGAAGAUCUGGGGAACUUUUGAACAGAAAAAACAUUUUGCUCAAAUCAGCAUCAGGUUAUUUUGCUGAUCUGGGAACAAGGACUGUUGGGUGCAGCUCACUUCUGUGUGAUAUGCCUUCUGACAUACAAUGGUCUUCAAAUAAUUGAUUACUUUAGAUUUGUCAUAUCAACUGAAGUAAGUCCAACUGUUGAUUAGCUCAGUAGGCAGCUGUGGUUCUUGACCAAACGUUACUUUAACCCCUCCUAAUUGCAGUUACUAUCGGGGUAUCUCCCCCUUUCCCACCCCAAGGUUUCUACCAGUGACGUGUGGUGAGGCUGAUGGUUGGUUCAUCAGAAUCAGAUUUGCACAUUCAGUAUAUGAACUCUACAGAACAACUUAUUCACCACAUCAUUGGCAGAAGUUUUGUUUCAUAACAGUUAUGUUUCAUAUUUCAUACCACUAUUCUUCACACAAACUGGGGCUCACUUGAUGCACAUUUCAUUAAAACAAAGUUAUUAUGUCCUAACUUUACUUAUAAAGUCCAUGUUUUGCUCACAAUAUCCCAUCUGAGUCCAGGAGCCUCAUGCAGAAAGGAUUGCACAGUUUUCACACUAAAAGUUGACGUACGGACAAAUUUAGGAAAGUGCGCCACACCAAAAUAUUCAGAUGUGUAAAACUG
Messenger RNA from Austrofundulus limnaeus, 3327 nucleotides. RefSeq names its product A disintegrin and metalloproteinase with thrombospondin motifs 15. Gene Ontology annotation, biological process: extracellular matrix organization; proteolysis. Gene Ontology annotation, molecular function: metalloendopeptidase activity. The record is from RefSeq and is a predicted model, not a curated record. Gene Ontology annotation, cellular component: extracellular matrix. Lineage: Eukaryota; Metazoa; Chordata; Actinopteri; Cyprinodontiformes; Rivulidae.